Spirodela intermedia is the source of this 3894-nucleotide messenger RNA. Lineage: Eukaryota; Viridiplantae; Streptophyta; Magnoliopsida; Alismatales; Araceae. The record is from the annotation of a GenBank genome assembly.
AUGAGCCAAUGCCCAUCUUCGAAUCUCCUCAUAGAGAUCGAAGAAUUGGGUAGCGGUUCACACAAGGAUGACGUCCCCGUAGGCGAUGAUGUCUACAUUGCUAACGAGGGUUUGGCCGAGGAGUGUGAUGACACUCCUGAUUUGAUUGGCUACAUCUAGAUCCGGCCAGCCACCGUAACAGCAGCCACGGCUGCCUCUCUCACUGCCUCAUCAACGAGCACUUCAUCGAGGGGACUAGAUAGCAUCACUGUCUAGCGUCCAUCUCGAGAUGCAAUUCCUGCACCACAGCCAGACACCACAGCAGCUAGAGAGAUCACCCCGGCACCGAGGACGACUAUGUCCACAUCUUCACCUAUGACAUACGAUUCUUUUUGCACGUCAAUCUUCUACACCUAUGUGAAGAUCAACGGACACACAUGCAAGGUGAUUGUGGACAGCAACAGUUGCAUCAAUGUUGUGUUAGACCAGGUCUUGUAGAGGGCAGGGUUGAGUACUAUCAGCCAUUCAGCUCCUUACAACGUAUCGUGGAUAGACGCCACCACACUACCUAUUCGUCGAUAGUGCCAGGUGCCACUUAGGGUGAGCACCUAUGAUGAGCACAUCUUGUGUGAUGUACUUCCGAUGAAAAUCGACGGUAUCAUACUUGGAUGGCCCUAGUUGUUUGACUAUGACAUCCAACUCAUGGGAAGAGCAAACACUUGCUCUUUCAUGUAUCGAGAUCGCCGACUUGUUUGAUAUCCGCAUACCAACAAGCCUGCGCCGAAGCGUGACCUUAAGUCACGUAUUGGGUUAAUCAUGAUGAAGGGACCUGUCUUUCAACACGAGAUCACGUUAGACAUAGAUGAAUCCCUGACAUGCUUCGCUUUUACUUUGGAUAUGCGAGAUGACACGACCCUUACCCCGCCUUCUCCAGAAGUCGAGGGUAUAUUAUCGGAGUACGCCGACAUACUCCCAGAGGAGCUUCCCAGAGAGCUGCCUCCAUUGAGGCACAUUCAGCAUGCUAUCGACUUGGUUUCUAAAGCAUCACUCCUGAACCUGCCGCACUAUCGCAUGGAGCCGGCCAAGUACGAGGAGCUUAGUCGACAGGUACAUGAGCUUUUGGACAAGGGACUCAUCCAACCGAGCCUUAGUCCUUGCGCCAUACCUGCAUUACUAGCGCCGAAGAAAGAUGGCACUUGGCGCAUGUGCUGCGACAAUCUUGCGAUUAAUAAGAUAACGGUUAAAUACCAUUUUUCGAUCCCAGAAUUACAAGACUUAUUCAACAUGAUGACAAGAGCCACUAUCUUUUCAAAGAUAGAUCUACAUAGUGGUUAUCAUCAAGUCAAGAUACGUUUAGGGGACGAGUGGAAGACCGCCUUCAAGAUCAAGGAGGGCCUGUACGAGUAGAGGGUCAUGCUAUUUGGCCUCUCCAACGUGCCCAGUACGUUCCAGAGGCUAAUGAACGAGGUUUUACGCCCAUUCAUUGGCAAGUUUGUCGUAGUAUACUUCGACAACAUCUUGGUCUACAGCGGUACCUGAGACUCCCACCUCCAGCACUUAUGACAGGUGUUUGAGGCACUUCGACAGGAAAAGCUUUAUGCCUAUCCUAAGAAGUGUAGUUUCUUCACUUCUGAGGUUACGUUCCUCGAUUUUGUCAUCUCCGAGCGAGGAGUUUCCGCGGACCCCAAAAAGGUCCGCGCGAUAGUCACCUGGCCACGCCCAGACAGCAUGCAUGCCAUCCGGAGCUUCAUUGGACUAGUGACGUUCUACCGUCGCUUCAUUGGGGACUUUAGUUCCGUUACCACUCCGCUUACUGAUUGCCUUAAGAAGGAGACCUUCCUUUGGACAGAGGCAAUUGAACAGGCCUUCGAUCGGGUGAAGGCUCUUAUCACUCAGGCACCGAUACUUCGCCUACUCGACUUUGGCAAGGUAUUUGAGGUCGCAUGUGACGCCUCGGGUGUCGGUAUUAGGGGUGUCCUUAGCCAGGAAGGACAUCUCAUAAAGUACUUUAGGGAGAAGCUGAAUGACGUGAGGCUUAGAUACUCCACUUACGAUCGUGAGUUCUACACCGUCAUUCAGGCUCUCAAACACUGGCGUCAUUACCUCCUUUAUAAGGAGUUUGUGCUCUUCUCGGACCAUGAGGCCUUGAAGUAUCUACACUCUCAGCGGAAGCUGAGCAAUCGAUACACACGAUGGGUCAAGUACUUGUAGGACUUCACCUUCGUCCUUCGCCACAAGAAGGGCAAGGAGAACAUGAUGGUAGAUGCCCUCAGCCGACAAGUCCACUUGCUGAACCUUGUGAAGGUUCAGGUGACAAGAUUUGAGUCCCUACUAGAUUCUUACGCAGAUUGCCCGGACUUCAGCCACAUUCUACGAGCACUCUCAGAUGGUCCAUCUUGAGAUCAUAAGGACUUCCUUGUGGCCAACGGAUGUCUGUUCUUUAGGAGCAGACUGUGCAUUCCAUGCACAUCCCUCCGUGACUUUCUCACUUGGGAAUGCCACGUAGGAGGUCUAUUCGGCCAUUUCGAUUGCGAUAAGACCAUCGCAGUGGUCGAGUACUAGUUCUACUGGCCAACCCUCAAGCGCGAUGUAAGGAACAUUGUCGCUUAGUGUCAAGUGUGCGCACUCACCAAGCAGGUAAAGAAGAAUGCUGGACUCUACACGUCACUUCUAAUGUCGACCCGCCCAUAAGACGACGUCAGCAUGGACUUCGUUUUGGGACUCUCGCGCACUGCACGACAACACGACUCGAUCAUGGUGGUCGUCGAUAGGUUUUCAAAGAUGGCACACUUCGUGCCAUGUUCGAAAACCUCUGACGCCUCCAAGGUCGCUAGCCUUUACUUUAGAGAGAUUGUGCGUCUUCGUGGACUACCCAAGUCCAUAGUCUCAGACCGUGACGUAUGGUUUACUAGUCACUUUUGGAGGACUCUUUGGAGUUUACUUGGGACUAAGCUCAAGUUCUCCACUACUUACCAUCCACAGACUGACGCCCAGACUGAGGUCGUCAAUUGUAGCUUAGGGAAUCUACUUCGGUCAUUAGUCGGUGAGAGUUUGACCACUUGGGAUCUGAUCAUACCACGCGCCGAGUUUGCCUAUAACUCCUCGACCAACCGUACCACUAGCAUGAGCCCCUUCGAGAUCGCACACGGCUUAGCACCCUACAAGCCCCUAGAUCCAGUACCCUUAGACCAUCAUAUUAGAGUUUUCGAGGAUGGUGUUGCAUUCGCCCAGCAUGUUAGUCAGAAUGCAUUGUACAAGCAGGCUGCCGAUAUGCAUUGUCGACCCCAGAUCUUCCAAGUGGGAGACCAUGUUAUGGUGAGGAUGAGGCCUGAGUAUUACGCUCCUGGCUCUACUACAAAGCUUCACGCUUGUAGUGCCGGCCCGUUUCGUGUUCUUUCCCGAAUAGGCAAGAACGCCUAUGCCGUCGACAUCCCUCCUUCGUGGGGGAUUAGCUCCACGUUCAACGUGAUGGAUCUAGCGUCGCAGCAAGCCCCACCUCUUGCAUCUGACAUCGAGCCCUCAUCUACUGGCCCCUUCUCUAAGAGAGAGUUUGCCAUGGAGUCUACUCCCCCCAUUUUACCUCCUGAUUGGCAUGAGCGAGUCGAGAAGAUUCUUCGGGAGGUAAUUGACUUUAUAGGGGACGGAGUUUCGUGGAGAUUCCUAGUACGUUGGCAAAGUCACCUGUCAGAGGACGAUGCUUGGAUUUCAGAGGCAGACCUGGAGCGACUACGACUAGACCUGCUGGAGCCCCUGCCUUCCCCACUUGCCAACUCAUCAGAGUCGAGUUCUUUUGACCCCGGGAGGAUUGACGGCGAGUGGGACCCAUCUCCAUCAGCUCAGGAGACACCGGCAGUCCGAGUUCAUCUCGAUCAACGUGUGAAGACGAAGGAGCCUGGCUUUCGCUACACAGCCUAG